Solea solea (common sole) is the source of this 980-nucleotide messenger RNA. RefSeq names its product nectin-1-like. The record is from RefSeq and is a predicted model, not a curated record. Gene Ontology annotation, biological process: homophilic cell-cell adhesion; heterophilic cell-cell adhesion. Gene Ontology annotation, cellular component: adherens junction. Bases 135 to 980 code for a protein of 281 amino acids. Lineage: Eukaryota; Metazoa; Chordata; Actinopteri; Pleuronectiformes; Soleidae. The transcript has 5 exons.
UGUUUUUUCAAGUCAUCCUUCUAUUUUCGAGACUAUCUUUGUCAGUGUCCCUUUCGUCCAUUUUACGGGAUUAAAUGAAUGAAUGGAGACAUAUCCCGUGUUUGUGUAAACAUGGUCACGGAUUAAAUGACUGAAUGGAGACAUAUCCCGUGUUUGUGUCCCACGGGAGCACCUGUGGCUUUCCACCGGCGUCCUCGUUUCCCAUGAGGUGCACCAGGAUACUAACGCUGACAUUAGUCUUCUUGUUCCUGGACACAUAUGGUCAUGCUGUCCAGGUGAUUGGAGGAAACCGGACUGCAGUCCAAGGAGGGAAUAUUGUCUUACAUUCCAACAUAAUUGACACCACAGAGACCCUCUUCAAAAUUUCAUGGAAGAGGGCUACCCAAGGAGAAGUUCUGAAUAAAAACCUCUUUAUGAUUGUGCCCAUAAAUGGAAGAGUGGUGGACAAUGGGCACAAAGAUGGUCGAUUUAAAUUCAUUGGGAACUUAAAACAGAACGAUGGAUCUCUCCGGUUAUCAAACGUCACAUUGCUGGAUGAAGGGGUCUACACAUGCAUCUUCACUCUUUUCCCGAGUGGAAAUCACAAGACGGAGAUACCUCUAAAAGUGCUAGUGCCUCCUGUCACAGAUGUAAAAGACGAUCUUCCUGUUUUGGGUGAUAAAGAAAUUUCCCUUGCUACCUGCUUGGCUGCUGGUUCCAGGCCUCCAGCAGAGGUGAGGUGGCUCACCGGUACUCUCACACAAAAACUGAGGUCAACAACCGACUACAUCCAACAUGAAAAUGGUACGACUACCACAGUCAGCUACCUGAUAGGUGAACCUACCAGAGAAAUAUACCAACAUGUGGUCCACUGUGUCAUCACCUGUCUUUCAUACCUAUUCACACGCUGCAGGCACAGCCAUCAGGAGCCAGACCUGGUCAACCGUGGCCUCAAUCUGCUGUCCACGUACACGGGGCCACGCUACAGUUUUCAAGCAUGA